AGUGAAACAAACUUUUGUUACACGUCAGUUGUCAGGCAAGUUUGCAAGCCAUGCAGGACUUCUAGGCCUCACAGAGGAUUACUGUGUUUACUGAGGGUGAGUGAUCUCUUAUCUCUCUAUGCAGAUAUAUCACAUAUUUCAUACUAUCACUUUUUUUUUGUUUGUGUAACUCCCCCCCACGAGCAUAGCUACAUCAUGAAUAUUCGCAAGAUAUUAAACGGAUAAGAAAGCGAUAUCUAGCAGAUAACGUGCGAUAAACUGCACAUUUUUGAAAAUAAAAAUAAUUAGAGUCGAGAUUAACACAACGCAGAGCGGUUAUAACUAACGAAAAUUAAGUAGAGCAGAAUAUAUGCACUGAAUGCCUAUACAGCAAUACCUUGUUUAAAAAUUAUAUGAGAAUUAAGUGUUAGACAGAGAUUUCACUGUCAUUUUUGUAUGGAUAUAGACAAUCAGAUAAACAAGCGCCAGAUUAUACUUGUUGGCUGUAUACAGCAGUGUAUAACGCUUAAAUUAGGUCUAUGCUUGUUUCGUUACAUAAUCUAUAAUUCUAGGAAGCAAUGCUGCAAUUAGCCUUGAUGUGGAUCCACCUAGUUGUCGAUAUAUAUUAACUACCUCAGCUAUAACCGGUGCUAGGUUUUCUAAAUCAACCUCACUUAACGCAAACGAAAGGUAGAACAACUAGAUUGCUUUUAAAAAAAACAAAAACCUGCAGUCUGAGCUAUUUAGUUAAAGGAUCACUAUAGUGUCAGGAAAACAAAGUUAAAACCCCUUCAGCUACUUACCUUCAUCCAGCGCCGGGCUCCUUGGUGACCUCUCUUCCCCCACCAACGUCAGCUCCCGAGUGGAGCGGAAUGCGCAUGCGCGGCAAGUGCCGUGGCCCCAUUCUAACAGUCCAUAGGAAAGCAUUUCUCGGUGCUUUCCUAUGGGCGUUCUGCACGCUGGAUGCGAAUUUCGCAUCGAGCGUCGCAGAUGCGCCUCUAGCGGCUGUCAGGAAGAUAGCCACUAGAGGCUGGAUUAACCCUGCUAUGUAAACAUAGCAGUUUCUCUGAAACUGCUAUGUUUACAUCUGAAGGGUUAAAACCAGAGGGACCGGGCACCCAGACCACUUCAUUGAGCUGAAGUGGUCUGGGUGACUAUAGUGUCCCUUUAAGUUGUAGGCAGGAGAUAUCACCUUGUCAGCCUAUGCUCAAGCAAGGGAUGGUGUCCUGCAAAAUAAAAAUUGAGAGUAAGUACGCAAACUUUAGAAUAGGUGACAUUUAUAGAGCAUAUUUGUUCAUGCUUCUGUAAUGACUCAUUUAUUAAAAUUCAAAUUUGAAGAAAUGCUUGUAGGGGUCCUUGAAAUGGAACUCUACAUUAGGUGAAAAUCCAGCCAAAACUUAAAAGGGGUGCAGGGUGACCCAUAUGUUAAAUCUAUAAAUUAAAUUAUUGGUUGCAUGUAAAAAACAAUCAAUCACUAAAUGUAACAGGUAUAAAGUAAAUCUCUGUUUUACUGUUAUUAAGUUAAAAUCUUUGCCCAAUAUCAAAAAAAGAUUUCAUUAAAAAAAAAGUAUAAACGUUGGAAAUCCAAAGUGAAAUCAAAAUGAUAUUAACAUUUUAGACAACAAUAGUAAAAUAUGGGGAAUUUCUUAAAAAAGCAUUGUCAUUGGCCAUUCGGAUUUUUUCACAGUCACCCUUUUUUUUAUUUUUUAUUUCAGUUUGCUCAAUUGUACUUUUUUUUUAAAUUUUAUUUUUUGGGAAUUUGACUGACCGACCCUAGAUCUCUCUCCAUGCGGACGCCAUGCUCAGUAUCCUGGCAGUGACACAUAGUAUCUGCCUCUGGUUGCCCUAACUCUGAUGCUAUGGAAACUAUGCUUUCCGCGCAUGUCCAUGAACCUAGAGGCAAAGUCAACUGCACUGGGAAUGCGCGACACUCAGGAAAGGCUAGAGGAUGGUGACUAUAGACGAGGGAUGUGACAGAGAAGUGAGUAUUCAGGAAAAUGGAACUUCACAAAUCUUAACAAAGUAAGUGGAGCUUGCCUUAUGCUCCACCAUUCAUCAAGCGGAGGAAAAAUACAUCACAAACUAAUCCCUACUUAGUCUUAUGUAUUUUAUGAGAAAAAAACAAAAAACAGAAUAGAACAGAUUUAGAAAGAGGAAGAGGAAAUAAUUGGAGAUAGGUAGGUUUUGGGAGACACAGCCACUUUUGAAGUCAUCUAUGUUUUGAGUUUAACUAUUUUGGCCAAAACAAAUUUAUAUUCACUAUGGAUUCCUAACAAUUCACACUUUAAAGGGACUCUCCAGGCAAACAAUUUUACUCACCUGGUUCCAGCCUUGUGAAGCCGCGCCCCCUAUUUUGUCAAAAUGACGAAAUAGGCGGGCACGAGCAGGGAGAAAUCAGACGCUUCCAUUUGGAAUUGGAAGCAUCAUUGCUCCCUUGUGCACAUGCGUGGCUUCGCCGCACAUGCGCACAUACUUCAGAGGGCGGCAUUCAUGCCGCCCUCUGAAGUCCUGAGCGCACUACCGCGCAUGUGCGCGGUGUGCGCAGCCGCGAGCUGAGCUGACUGACUGCUCAGCUUGUGGUCUUUGCCUGCCCCUCUCCUCUGCUGACAGGCAGAAGAGAGAAGGCGCGCACACAGUGCCUUCUCUCUUCUGGACACGUCAACGUAUUUUAAUACGUCUGACGUGUACAAGGCCUUUUUAGGGCCCUGCAUGAUAGGAAGUCCCUCUGGUGGCCGCCUGAGUGACGGCCACUGGAGGUAUUCCUAUCAAUCAAUGUAAACACUGUAUUUUCUCUGAAAAAUGUUGUAUAUUUUUUUUCAUUUAGUAAAGAACACAUUAAAGCAUGGGUCCUCAAACUGCCCCCCCGAGGUGUUGCUGAACUACAACUUCCAUGAUUCUUUGAAUUACAUAGCCAGAGAAUCAUGGGAGUUGUAGUUCAGCAACAUCUGGGGGGCCGGAGUUUGAGGACCCAUGCAUUAAAGGAAAGACCGUAAUGCAUGUCCACACUUGUAUUCUAAUUACCACGAGUGGUUAUGAAAAGGCCUUUCCCGGACUCCCCAUGUGUAAGGACAACAAGCUCCAACAAUUUGUUGCUGUGCUCAAGAUGUAACCGAGUAAACUUGCAGAAGCCAGACACAGAGAGAUGGAUGCAGGUUUUCAGGAAGUAAGAGGUCUUUAUUAACAUACCGAUCGGGUCUCAGAUGAACUAACGUUCCAAAACAGGUCUGAGGGCCGAACACAUGGGCAUGGCUUAAUAUCAUCAGAAAAAGGAUUAGAGUAAAGAUAUAAUUUAGAGGAGACCAAUGCAUAUAGGGCUAGAGCGGAAAUGGACAUGAACCCAGAUUAUUUAAUGUAACAACUUCCAAAAGCAUUAAGAGUCCAACCCACAAUUUUAUGUUAAAACUUAACUUUUAAUAUUUAAUUAGGUAAAAAAAAACACUUUUAUAUGAAGUGCAAGCAAAUAAUAUCAAAUGUGUCUAAUACGAAAUUUGUCUAUAACAAAUAAAUAAAAGCAGCUUUAGGGUAAGGAUAUCCAAUAAUAUGAUCAAUUACUCUGAUAUCAUCUAGUAUAUGAAUCCACUAACUGGCUAUUAGACCAAUCUCUGAGCUUUAGGUCACUUUCACUUAACACACAUAGCUUAUAUGUAGAGAUAAUUCAACCAUAAAGGAAAAUUUGCAUGUCAGGAAAAAAAUUCAAAGCGGUUUAGGUUUAAAGCCAGGUAGGAAAUUAGAUUGUGAAAAAAGGGGCCGAGAUAAGCGUCUGGUAUUAGAAAUGCUUGCAAAGGUGUCUGAGGGUGUGAAACUGAUGUGGUUACUUGGGGAGGUAGGGGCAGCCGAUGAGUGGUGCAGCGCAAGGGUAUGUAUCCUUACAGUAGGUCAGACAGAAGAUGUGGGUAGGUGCAUAAUAUGAUGUGAUUUAUAGGAAAAUCUGAUUUUGACCUUCUAGUUUGAGAGCAGUAUUUUUUUUUUAUUUUUUUUUUUUUUAUUUUUUUUUAGGUGUAGGAUUUUUACCAUGGGCUGAAGAAAAAAAUAUAGGGACACAGUAGAUAUUGCUGAACCGUAAAAGUUAGGAAGUGUUCGGAGGUAAAAUAAUAAUAUUAUAUAAUCAGGUAAUAUUCAGAUUUUCACACAGCAACAUCAAAAUUCCAUCAAAGAGUUAACUUUUUUUUUUUUUUACAAUUUGCCAUAUGACCUACAUGUUUUAUAAUGAAGAAAUAUUGGCAAAGAAAAGCAUGCAGUAAAGGCACUUUGUACUGUUAUGACACCACCAGUGUAGCCUGGAAUCUGGCUAGCAGCAAAAGGGGAGGAAAAAUUGUGCAACAGUAAUUCCAGGCAGAUCUGAGGUUGAAAGGCCAUAGGAACAAAUACAUGAAAAAGACUAGUGCUAUUGCUAGAAUACAAGUAUUUGGGAUCCUUUGACCAAGCAUCAUGAUAAAUUACACCAACAAAACCUUAAGAAAUAGAGAAAUUAAUGGGUCGUUGGUCGUUCUAUUAAUUCUCACCCUUCGUGCACAUGGGCUGUAGGAGUGGGGUGUAAGGCAAUAACUUUUCUCAGGUUAAGAGUUUAAGGAAUCCUUUGUUCAAAGUACUAUCUUUCUGGCUUGAACCCUGGAUUCUGUCACAACAGAAUGAAACCAAACAUUCUUCUUGUAACUAUUUUCUGUCCCAUGGUUCUAUUUUUUUAAUCUUGUCUUUAUCCUCAUAUGAUCCUGUAUGAGAUUAUUUGAGUGUAUUCGGUUUUCUAAUUGCACGUAAUGUACUUUGUUUAAUUUUAGGUUGCAUGGAGCUGAUUUCAGUCUGUCUGGACAGUAGUGUUUGAAGCUUUCCAUUGGACACUUGGCACGUGACAUUGAUAUCAUACAUAAAUCACAGAGGUACACAUAUCUCCUGAAAUGUCCAGCUAUCUUACUGCAGCCAUACAGUCUGCUUUGCAGGCCUUCCCACGCCAACGCUUACUUUUGCUCUGGACAGCUGGUGUGGGGCUCACAGCUAUUGCCACCUGGAUGUGGUGGAGGAAAAAGCAAAGUGAGGAACUAGAAUUGAAGCAAGUGGGAAUUGUGUCCGAACUACUCAUUUACCCCAUCAAGUCAUGUCGACCAGUGUCAGUGCAGGAAGCAGACUGCAUGGAGCUUGGUCUAUAUAAAGGAGAUCUUAGGGACAGGCAUUGGUUGGUGGUGACCGAGGAUGGGCAUAUGGUGACUGGCAGACAGGAACCUCGUUUGGUUCUCAUCUCUGUGAGCGUGCGUGGUGACUCUUUGUGCCUUAAAGGUGAAGGGAUGGAUGAGCUCCUAGUUCCUAUGUCACUUCCUAAAAGCAACAAGGUGCGGGACUGCAGAGUGUUUGGAAAGGACAUCCAGGGUCGGGAUUGUGGGGAAGAAGCUUCUCGCUGGUUCACAUCCUAUUUCCAAAGCAGUCAGCCCUACUACUUGGUGCAUUUUGAAGAGAAGACAAUGCGCCCACGCAAAUCCAAAGACAGUGAGGUGCUGUUCAGAGAUGUAGAUGUUAUUGCUUAUAGUGAUGCCAGCCCCAUCAUGCUUCUCUCUGAGACAUCCAUGGAGGAUCUCAACAGUCGUCUCGCAGAGCCCAUCUCCCUGAGGAAUUUCAGGCCUUGUAUAGUGGUGUCUGACUGUAAUGCCUUUGCAGAGGAUGCUUGGCAUGACAUCAGGGUGGGCACAGCUAGACUUAAAAGGAUCAUGGCAUGUGGACGCUGUAUCUUAACCACUGUGAACCCUGACACUGGAAUUAUAACACGAAAGGAACCGCUGGAUACCUUAAGAACCUACAGGAAAAGUGAUGCCGCUCUUAGCCAUGUCUAUAAAACCUCACCUCUCUUUGGGCAGUACUACGGCGUGGAUAAAACUGGCACCUUACAUGUGGGUGAUCCAAUAUAUCAGGUGAUCCACAAGCAUCAGCAGUGAUCCUUUCACGGGAGCAUCAAGACCAAUUUAAUUUUGUCUUGUCACCUAAAACACUUUAUAGACUGAGCAUUUUCCUAAUAAUUAUCAUGACAACAAAAUUAUUUUGAUGAUAACAAUAUUGAAUAGCUGAAGAGAGGUGCUAUUAAUAUAAAGAGUAUGGGGAUUAUGAGGCUUAGUAUGAACUGCCAAUAGUCCUUGUAUGGUUAAUUUAGGCUUUGUUGGGUGUCGGGGCCAGACCAUUGAGCUGACAGGAUGCCAUAUUUCACAGUUCUGGUCUUAAGCUUUACAAUCUGCUGCCAUUCUACUUAGAUGCUCUCAUCACUUACUGACGCUAUUUGGCAUAAACAAUCCUCCAUAAACAUUUUGCUAAGCUUUUUGUGAAGAUUACUCUUUGCGAACUCUGUGUACAACAGUGCUGUCCAAAAGGUAGAUCCUCAGAUGUUUUAAAACAGCUUCCAUAAUGCUUUGCCAUUCUAAAGGCAUGCACGCAUCUUGGGAGUUCUAGUUCUACAACAUUUAGAGAUCUACAGUUUGGGCAGCCUUGGUUUACAACCUCUUAGGUCCACUGCUCACUGUGAGACCUGUAAUUUGGUUACUCUCUCAGUAAGAUGAUUCCACUUCUGAUUGAUAUAGCUGUGAACAAAAUUAGUGACAGAAACCCUGCUGAUGAUCGGGCCUCUGGUAGACUGGUAGUUGGGAGUUGUGUGAUGCUCAACUCAGAAAAGUGGCCGGCAAUGGAAGAGUCAUUUGGGGGCUCUUGUAAAUCUACGCUGGGACUUUAUUGGCAAAGUGAUGGUACAGGAGGCUGGAGUGCGGGGGCCAAGCUCGUCAGAUAAAUUUCCAAUGGGCCAAUGUGCUACAGAUGAUCAGAGUGUCUGGACUAGAUUCUAGAGUUCUGGUCACUGCUCACUAAAUUCUAUAAUGUUACCCUGUUGUGAAUAUAAUUUGCCCUUUAUUUUUCUGAGUCUGGUGGAACAACGCUGCUCCUAGACAGUAUUCACUAUGUUAUGCAGACAAGUGAUAUACCACUAGCCGCGCAUGCCAGGAUUCAGGUCUUCUGGUUUGCUCUGGGCAAUUUUUUGUUUGCUCACUGGGGCAUAUUAGAACUUCAAGCAGGCUAUUUCUUUUCCUUUCCCGUAUUCAGUCAGGACCCUUUCCUUCUUUCCUUUCUUCUCUUCUGCUUCAUUUUUCUCUCCCUUCACACUUUUCUUAUUUGGCUACUCAAUCCUUUUCUAUAGCAUAUGACUUAACUUGUAUACAAAGCACAAUAUUUCUUGUCGCUUUGAUAUGGCAACGCCUAAGGUCUUUCUUAACUGGAAGUAUGUCAAUGUCUCUUAUUCUUAAGCCAUCUUUUAGACCCAAGACAUGACAUAUAAGCUCUCUCAUACUAUUUACUAUUUUCUACUAAUCUAUAUCUCUUUAAACCAAUAUAUAUCAUAUUGUUGUAAUUUGUAACAAUUGUUAUUUGCAUUAUACAAUAACCUGCUGCUUAUAUGUACAUGACAUUUCAUAUUACCGUUCAUGACAUAUGCCAUAUCUACCAAUAAACUUUGAAUUAUUAAAAAAAAAA
Pelobates cultripes (western spadefoot toad) is the source of this 7467-nucleotide messenger RNA. The record is from the annotation of a GenBank genome assembly. NCBI's taxonomy places the organism in Eukaryota, Metazoa, Chordata, Amphibia, Anura, Pelobatidae.